Messenger RNA from Trachemys scripta elegans, 5405 nucleotides. RefSeq names its product phospholipase C delta 1 (gene PLCD1). Gene Ontology annotation, biological process: phosphatidylinositol-mediated signaling; lipid metabolic process. The record is from RefSeq and is a predicted model, not a curated record. The coding region runs from base 297 to 2645 and encodes 782 amino acids. Lineage: Eukaryota; Metazoa; Chordata; Testudines; Emydidae. The transcript has 15 exons. Gene Ontology annotation, molecular function: phosphatidylinositol-4,5-bisphosphate phospholipase C activity; calcium ion binding.
AAUUGCGCGGCGACUUUACCCUUCUCCACCCGGGGAGCUGCUGUCACUUCUCCUCCAAUCUCUGCUGCACGAGCAGCAGCCCGUGAACAAGCCAGGGAGGAGAGACAUCCCAUCGUCACACCCACCGCCUGCCUCCUCCCUCUCCUGCUGCUGGUGCUUGCUUCCUGGAGCUUGGGACAUUGUUUAACAACAAUCACUGUGGGGGAACUUGGAUGAUCAGGGAAGGACCGGGGACGCUGACUGCUCCCCAGUCCCCUCCAGCACCCAGUGCCUCUCCCUGAAUCCCAGGCUGGACCAUGCAGUGCUUCUGGAGACAACCCAAACACAGCAAGUCCCAGGACAACUUCUUGCAGGAGCAGAGCAAUAGAGUGGCAACGCAGAAUGGCAUCAGACUGGGCCUGCAAGAUGACAGGGAUCUGAUAUUCCUCCUGAAGGGCAGCCAGCUGCUGAAAGUGAAGUCCAGCUCUUGGAGAAAGGAGAGGUUUUACAAGCUUCAGGAAGACUGCAAAACUAUAUGGCAGGAAUCCAAGAAGAUGCUGAGGUCUCCAGAAUCACAGCUCUUCUCCAUUGAAGAUAUUCGGGAUGUGAGGCUCGGUCACAUGACAGAGGGGAUGGAAAAGUACGCCAAAGAUGUCCCUGAGCAUCGCUGUUUUUCCAUCAUCUUUAAAGACCAACGGAAAAACCUGGAUCUUAUUGCCAGUUCUGAAGAUGAUGCCAACCACUGGACUACAGGCCUGAAGAAAAUCAUAGCCAAGAACAAUUCCAUGAGCCAGAGGCAGAAACUCCAACACUGGAUUCACUCCUGCUUGCGGAAAGCCGAUAAGAACAAAGACAACAAGAUGAGCUUUAAAGAGCUCAAGAGCUUCCUGAAAGAAGUGAACAUUCAAAUGGAUGACAGUUAUGCCAAGCAGAUCUUCCAGCAGUGUGACAAAUCCAAGACAGAGACCUUGGAAGAUGAGGAGAUAGAGACAUUUUACAAGAUGCUGACUGAGCGGGCGGAGAUAGACGGGAUCUUCGCAAAAUACUCCAGUGCCGAAGGGAUCAUGUCCAGGGACAACCUGCUGAGGUUCCUCCGAGAAAAGCAGCGGGAGGAGGAUGCUGUCCCUGAAUCUGCACUCUCCCUGAUCGAGAGAUAUGAACCCAACGAAACAGCCAAGAAACAACAGCUCAUGACCAAAGAUGGUUUCCUGAUGUAUCUGCUGUCUGCUGAGGGGAACAUAUUCAACUCCUCUCACUGUAAAGUUUACCAGGACAUGACUCAGCCCCUCAGUCACUACUUCGUGUCGUCGUCACACAAUACCUAUCUAAUGGAAGACCAGAUCAGAGGGCCCAGUAGCACAGAGGCCUAUAUCAGAGCCCUGACCAAAGGCUGCCGCUGUGUGGAGCUGGACUGCUGGGAUGGUCCUAACUCAGAGCCUGUCAUUUAUCAUGGCUACACACUCACCUCCAAGAUCCUCUUCAGUGACGCCAUAAAGGCCAUCAAGAACUAUGCUUUCAAAACCUCUCCAUACCCGGUAAUCAUUUCCUUGGAGAACCACUGUAGCCUGGAACAGCAGAAGAUGAUGGCUCAGCACAUGAAGACAAUCCUAGGGGACAUGCUGCUGGUAAUGCCAGUUGAUGGAAAUACAUCAGACUUCCCCUCGCCAGAGCAAUUAAAGGGGAAGAUCCUUGUGAAGGGAAAGAAGUUGAACAGCCUGGAGGAAACCAUAGGGAUGAACGGGAACAGUAGCAUAGAGGCUGAAGAUGUCUCCGAUGAGGAUGAAGCAGCCGAAAUGGAAGAUGAGUCUGUGAAGAAGGAGGUAGAGCAGAAGAGGACGAGCGCCAAAUUAAAGCUGGCCAAGGAGUUAUCGGACAUUGUCAUCUACUGCAAGAGCGUCCACUUCCAGGGCUUCGACAACAUCACCUCCCCCCGCGCCUUCUACGAGAUGUCGUCCUUCACCGAGAGCAAAGCCCAGAAACUGGCGCAGGAGUCAGGAACCAGUUUUAUUCAUCACAACGUCAGGCAUUUGAGCCGGGUCUAUCCUGCUGGCUGGAGGACCGAUUCUUCCAACUAUAACCCAGUUGACUUGUGGAACGUUGGCUGUCAGAUCAUUGCCUUGAAUUUCCAGACGCCAGGCCCAGAAAUGGAUGUUUACCAGGGUCGAUUCCAGGACAAUGGGUUUUCUGGGUAUGUCCUAAAGCCACGCUUCCUUCGGGAUAAGCAAUCCAAAUUCAAUCCAAAAUCCAUCACAGAAGGAGCCUGGUGGAUGCGGAAGAAACUCCAGAUUAAAAUCAUCUCCGGCCAGCAGCUGCCCAAGGUGAACAAAAGCAAAAACUCCAUCGUCGAUCCAAGGGUGACAGUCGAGAUCCAUGGGGUCCAGCGGGACAAUGGCAAGAAACAAACCAAAGUCAUUGAAAACAACGGCUUCAACCCAAAGUGGGAUGAAGAGUUUGGAUUUGACAUUGACGUCCCCGAACUCGCUCUGGUCCGUUUUGUGGUGGAAGACUUUGAUGUAUCAACCAAAAAUGACUUCAUUGGACAAUACACCAUCCCCUUUACCUGUCUAAAGCAAGGCUACCGCCACAUUCAUCUUUUGACCAAGAAUGGGGACCCAUACCCAUCAGCCAUGCUUUUUGUGCACAUCAAUAUUCUGGACAAUAAUUAGAAACAGCAGAGGAACCCAUCUUUCAAGAAUCAAUGGACACUGCUACAGACUAAAAAUGAACCGAAAUCUGCCCUCAUCCCUACCCUGUGCAAUCCCCAGUGCCUUCUCUGGGUUUGGGAGAGGUAUCAGUCAGUGCAGCCUGACUCCCGUGCUGCUAAAAAUACCUUUAUUCUGUACACACCCGCCAUUCAUUAUGCUGAAAAUAUUCUGACACUGCUGUUGAGAUUUUGUCAAUAAGAUAUUCAACACGUUUUGAUUUUUAAUGAAUGGUAAUUCUUCUUUUACUCCUAUUUUUAUAGAGCAGUUUAAGGAUUUUAAAUGAAUUUUAGCUUAGUGAGGGGUGUUGUGUUUGUUCAAUGGAAGGCAAAUGUGACACUUGCAUCCUUGUCAUUGUAAAGGUGCACAUCCAAACUUUGUAUAAGCAAUAUAUGGUGGACAAAUAAGCCCUGAUCCAAAGGCCAGUGAAGUCAGUGGACAAACACCUGUUGGCUUCAGAUCAAGCCCAUACUCCACUCUUUUAAAUCCUAAAUUGAGACACAGUUCUGUGCUCUUUAUUACAGUAUAAAAAGCUACACUACAAAGAUCACCUUUAUUUUGUAAUAUGAUGAAAAAUACAUGAACACUACUCCACUGAUGUGCUAUUUGCAUCCAGCAUGAACAGGGCUGAGUCACAUUCUUCAAAGGAAAGAAGAAGUUGUAAGUGGGGGGAAUUCUUUUUUAAACACAGGAUGACCACAGAGACUUAAUUUCACGGAAGACAAUGUAAGUGUAUUAAACUGAACGUAUGAAAGGUUGUUGUUUUUAAAUACAGUCUGUAAAACAUUUUCCGUGUGUAUGGAAAACAUCUUUUUGAAGGAGAUGCUGAGAAAAAGGCAGUAGAAAGAAUAAUUUUAAAUGUUUAUCUGGUUAUGAUUUCACUGGAUGGAACUGAACAUCACAGCACAGUAAAAAUAGACAGCAGCUCUCUGAACAUGAAACCAGUAAGGUGUGUGGGUUGUUUUGUUUUUUCCAAAAUAUAGCAAUAGAGCUAGAGGAAUAAUGUAGAGAGAAAAUAAUAUAUUUUCAAAAAUUGUCCACACUUGUGUUACUGAUCAUACUUCAGACUAUUAAAAACGGAAGCUUUCUGAAAAAUAGCGGAUUUAUUUUUCAUCCUUUCUCCUCUUUUGUUACUUCUUGUAAUGCAAGCGGGAAGAAUGUAAGUCUUGUCUGUUUCAUUGUCCAUAUUUAGUCAGUUUCACUUUGUUCUAAUGCAUGAUACAAUAAGAGGCACAAAGCAAUUGGGUGAAGGAAAGAUGUCAGUGUCUCUUUGAGUCCUGUUCCACUCACUCCCCCACGCUCCCUUGGCCCAAAAUAGCCCAGGUGAGUGACUUUUAGCCAACACAACAAAACCCUUCUAUUCACUAGGGCUUCUGGUGGAAGAUGUAUUUUGCUGCAGUAUUUGCUAGCAGCUAUGUUAACCUUUCUUCUGGACACACUGCUGUUGGCUGGUGUUCUAAACCAUUAACUGUUUGAUUGUUGUUUGGGGGACUUAGACUUGUGUCUAAUCAUUAAAAAUACCCAGCCAAACCCUUACUUUAAAUUAGUUACGGGCAGCUAAGGGAGCACAAGUGUUAGCGACAGCAGUACAAGCAGGUAAGAUAUAGUUCAGCAUAGCCUUGUUUUCUACAAACGUAGUAUAUUGCUACAAGAGCUAACGGCUUCUUAGCACAAGGGCUCUUUGAUAGCACGCACUCACGCUAUAGAGCACUCUCUGGUCAGGAAUACCCUGAUCGCACACUAUGCUUUCCCUAGCUGCUUACCAAAACCUCCCAGAGCAUAGGCCCAUGAUUCAUUUUUAUAGUCUUGCAGCAAUCAAGAGGGAAAAAGUCAGGAAACCCAGGUGCCUCUUAUAAAAGAGGCUGCAAACUACCUGAAGGUCUUUGGAAUCCAUCUUAGCCCUAAACAAACCCCUCUAUAGCAUAACCUUCCCUUUUAGCCAGAGGACACAGAGUGUUGUUUUUGGAGCAGAUAGAGCAGGACUUCCAUGCUGGCGUCCUGUAGCACGUGGAUUUGUUAGAAACUGGCAGCCGACUCUUGUGUUUUACCUCUGAGGAAGUUCAGACGCCAGGUGUGUGUUGUGGAACUGCUGGGGAGCAGGAGUGUUGGUUCAGAAAAAAAAUCAGUGGUGAGACAGAGCUGCCUCUGAAUCCCUGCUUUCGCCUUCCUGAUGAGGCUCUGGCUGCUUGUGAGGGGUUUGUGGGCUGGUCCCAUCCUAGAGGGGGGCCAGGAUCAGGGGUGACUCACCAAUAGCCGGCCUGGGGCAUCCCUGCUUUCUCUGCGCUCAGCAUUGGCCCAGGCUGCGGUGGCUACUUUCUAUUUGGCUGGCCAGAGGCUGCUUGAGACAAUCUGCCGUCCCCCUCUUCAUGGGCUUGGGGCAGUGCAUUUGGCAUGGUUCCCCUCUAGCAUGAGGCCAAAAAAUUGCCAGGCCAAAUUUAAGUGAGUGGCAUUGCGACCUGGUGCACAGGGUCACAGUGCCACACAAAUUUGGCCCGGCUGCCUCUCUCUCAUGUCGGAGGGAAAACCAGGCCAAAUCUGCUGCUUAAAGUAGCUGCCUAAAAGUCAGAGGGGAACCAAGGUCCUGGGAGGGGCAACUGUUCCCCUGUGCCACAGCUAAUGAGGCCCCUAUUGGGGAGCGAGUAAUGUACUGGCACUGGGUUUGGUUGUCAUGGUUCGUGCUAGUGACAUGAGCGAAAAACCUCUCUGUGCCUCAGUUUCUCAUUU